CCAGGAGGCUUCUGUGCGAAGCGCGAAACCAGAGGUUCUCUGCCUGACUUGCACUUGCGCGCCCGGGGAAAGGGUCCGGGAGCGGUUCCGAGGCCGCGGCGGAGCCGGUGGAGUCCGGGGUUCCGAGGCAUAUCCCAGGGAGCAGGGAUUGGAUCAAGUAACGGCAUCCAGGGUAUGGGCAAAACGAAGAAGUCACGGAGAGUUUGCCCUCGGAGCGAGGCAAGCGUUACGUAGGAUCUGGGGUGGGCAACAGUCUGUGCAGUGUGGAUCAGAGAGGAGGAAACGCCGCAAUGUGAGGGACUGGUCAGCCUUGUCAUUUCAGCAUUCUGCCUUUCCUGUGAGGAGGAAGAUCAGCCAAGUCCCAGUCCAGAGCUGUGCCAUGGCAGAGACUAGGGAAGAGGAGAUGGUGUCAGCAGAGGCCUCAGGGUUUUCAGACUUCAGUGACUCAGAGUUUCUGGACCUGGAGGAUACCCAAGAGUCAAGUACUUCACCUAACAAGCCUGGUCCUUCUUCUGAACUCCCUGGGAAGGAUGGCAAGCUCAUAAGCUUACCAAAAUGGAAAAGAGGAUUGGAUGUCUCGUCACCUAUGGAACAAUUCCAUCUUAAAUAUUUGUAUGUCACUGACCUGUCUACUCAGAACUGGUGUGAACAGCAAAUGGUAUAUGGGAAGGAGCUUCCUGGUUUCUUGACACCUGAGAAGUCAGCUGUUUUGGACACUGGUGCCAGCAUCCACCUAGCUAGAGAACUAGAAGUUCAUGAUCUUGUGACUGUCCCCAUCACCUCUAAAGAAGAUGCUUGGGCAAUUAAGUUUCUGAACAUAUUAUCAAUGAUUCCUACCCUGCAGUCAGAAGGGCGCAUCAGAGAGUUUCCAGUGUUUGGAGAAGUGGAGGGUGUGCUCCUUGUUGGAGUGAUUGAUGAGCUGCACUAUACAGCCAGGGGGGAACUGGAACUGGCUGAACUCAAGACACGCAGGCACCCUGUGCUCCCUCCGGACGCUCAGAAAAAAAAAGACGGUUUUCAGGUUAGCCUGUACAAAUAUAUCUUUGAUGCCAUGGUACAAGGGAAAGUGACCACUGCUAGCCUAAUCCACCACACAAAAUUGCAUCCAGAAAAGCCACUGGGACCUUCAGUGCUGGGGCAUGCCCGGCAGGGAGGCUUCUCUGUGAAGUCCUUCGGUGACCUCAUGGAGCUGGUCUUCUUGUCUCUAACGCUGUCUGACCUCCCAGUUAUUGAUAUCCUGAAGAUUGAGUAUAUCCACCAAGAGACUGCCACUGUGCUGGGUACAGAGAUAGUGGCCUUUGAAGAGACAGAGGUGAGAAACAAAGUGCAGCACUAUAUGGCCUACUGGAUGGGCCACCGAGAGCCUCAAGGGGUUGAUGUGGAGGAGGCUUGGAAAUGCCGGACAUGCAACUAUGCAGAUAUCUGUGAGUGGAGGAAGAGCAGUGGGUUGCCCAACUCCAUGCCAGAGCCGCAAGCCAAAAAAGCCAAAUGAACGGAAGAUAGACUGUCAGGAACGUUGAUCUUUCCUGCUCGUAAUGUACUCAGCAGAGUGAAAGAAGACCAGUCUCUGAGCUUGACUUCCAUGGAGAGUGUUCUUAUUUUGGUUCUUUUCAUAUUUCCUCAGCCUCUUACCACACAAAUCCAGGACCAAGGCUCAGGGGUGAGUGGGAGAGAUCUGGGAUUAUACUGUCCCUGGAGCUUCGCCGUAGAUUGCCAAGAAGACAGAUGCUUAUCAUGGCUGGAGCAAGGUAUCCUUCAUCAAUCAUUGCUUUCCUGAGAAGAUUCUUCGGUUUCUUUUAAGUCUCUUCCCUAUUUUUUUCUCAAUCAGGGUUUCUACAUUUUAUAUAAUGAAAUAAAAUGAAACACUGUCCAGGUUGGUUGAACUGGUUUUUUUCAUAAUCUCAACCCUUCAAAGAGGACCACCAGAAUAGUUGU
Physeter macrocephalus (sperm whale) is the source of this 1935-nucleotide messenger RNA. It is a transcript of the gene EXO5, whose product is annotated as exonuclease 5. Gene Ontology annotation, cellular component: nucleus. Lineage: Eukaryota; Metazoa; Chordata; Mammalia; Artiodactyla; Physeteridae. Gene Ontology annotation, molecular function: single-stranded DNA 5'-3' DNA exonuclease activity. The transcript is spliced from 4 exons. Gene Ontology annotation, biological process: interstrand cross-link repair. The record is from RefSeq and is a predicted model, not a curated record. Bases 380 to 1492 code for a protein of 370 amino acids.